Messenger RNA from Oncorhynchus gorbuscha (pink salmon), 6929 nucleotides. Its product is annotated as UHRF1-binding protein 1-like. NCBI's taxonomy places the organism in Eukaryota, Metazoa, Chordata, Actinopteri, Salmoniformes, Salmonidae. The record is from RefSeq and is a predicted model, not a curated record. The transcript is spliced from 23 exons. Bases 348 to 4697 code for a protein of 1449 amino acids.
AAAAUAAAACAAUACAUGGGACAAUGCUGACGUAAUGCUGAGUCAUCCAUGCUCCGCCCGCAAGUCUUGUAUCUUUGACUUUGGUCGCCGCCCGCCCAUCAGACGUGACAGCACAGGCCGUGUUUCCAGGUGCUGUUACAGUAAAGAUGGACUUUAGCAUUAGUUGUAAUGGCUUAUUUGCCUUCUGAAGCAAGCUAGCUGUGUCUCGGAGGUUUGUUUUUCCCUGUCAAAUCUCCGUGGGAAGGGAGCGAGAACUGGGCUAGUCUCACAAAGACCACAAAAAAAUGCACCCUGACUCGGAAUUGAGAAUUUGAACUGCAUCGCUGGGAUAAAUCAUUUAUGUGGUCAUGGCUGGGCUGAUCAAGAAACAGAUCCUCAAACAUCUCUCCAGGUUUGCUAAGAACCUGUCCCCAGACAAGAUCAACCUGAGCACGUUGAAGGGCGAGGGCCAGCUCACCAACCUGGAAUUGGAUGAGGAGGUACUGCAGAGCAUGUUGGACCUGCCCACCUGGCUGGCCAUCAACAAAGUGGGCUGCAACAAGGCUGCCAUCCGGAUCCCAUGGACCAAGCUGAAGACCCACCCCAUCUCUCUGACCCUGGACAAGGUGGUAAUGGAGAUGAGCACCUGUGACGAGCCCCGCCCUCCAAAUGGCCCGUCUCCCAUAGCAACGGCCUCGGGGCAAAGUGAGUAUGGCUUUGCUGAGAAGGUGGUGGAGGGCAUCUCUCUGUCCAUCAACUCCAUCGUGGUGAAGAUCAGUGCCAAGGCGUUCAACGCCUCCUUUGAGUUGAGCCAGCUGCAGGUCUACUCUGUCAACACCAGCUGGAGCCUGUCGGACCUCCGCUUCACACGCAUACAGGACCCACACAGAGGAGAGAUCCUGACGUUUAAGGAGAUCAGCUGGCAGAUGAUCCGCAUCGAGGCGGACGCCAUCCAGAGUGCCCAGAACGAGAUGCUGAGUGCCCCCAUCCGUCUCAUCACCAACCAGUCCAAGAUCAGAGUCACCCUGAAGAGACGGUCCAAGGACUGUAACGUGGUGGCCUCUAAGCUGAUCCUGAUACUAGAUGACCUGCUGUGGGUGCUGACUGACUCCCAGCUCAAAGCCAUGGUCCAGUACGCCAAGUCACUCAGCGAGGCCAUGGACAAGUCUGCUCAGCAGAGGAAGAGCAUGGCCACCGAGGACCAGGAGUCGUCGGCGCCCCCCUCAGCCCAGCAGGUGCGUAGCCAGCAGGUGUCAUCAGGCACAGCGGCUGACCAGAGCGCCACCAUGGCUAAUCUGUUCGCUGCCUUCGACGUGUGUGAGACCUCCCACCACCUGCAGAUCACACACCUCGACCUGCACAUCUGUGACGACAUACACGCCAAGGACAGAGUGAUCAAUAAGAGGAUAACUGGUGGGGCCAUGCAGCUCUCCUUCAGUCACAUUACCCUGGACUAUUACCCCUCCCACAGAGCAGGUGAGAGUUGUCUCCACUGGAUGCAGUACAGUGAGGCCACUAAGGCCAGGGAGGGCUGGGCCAGGAGUCUGCUGGAGGAGUUCAAGUCUAACGUGGAGAUGUUGAAGACCGCCAAGAGAGACCGGGAGGGCCCGGCCAACUCUCACACCUCACCACAGCACGGUAAGAUCAGUACUAGUUCUACCAGUAUCCUCAGUUCUCCCCAAACCCCCAGGGCGCAGCUCCUGUCCAGCUCCAUUGUCCUCAGGAUAGCUGACUUCAGCAUCUACCAGGUGUCCACAGCAGACCAGCGUCGCUCCAGCCCUAAGGCCAUGAUCUCCUGUAAUAAGAAGUCCCUGUACCUCCCUCCUGAGAUGCCUGCCAUCCACGUCGAGUUCACCGAAUACUACUUCCCUGACGGAAAGGACUACCCCAUCCCCUGCCCCAACCUGUAUGUGCAGCUGAAUGCGCUGCAGCUGGUGCUGGACCCCAGGAGCUUGGUGUGGUGCAACCUGUUUACGCUGGACCUGAGGCAGAGCCUGGAACAGUUCAUGGAGCUCUACAAGCUCAACGACGAGGAACAGAAGCCUGACGAGCACAUCGACAUCAGGGUGGACGGACUAAUGCUGAAGUUGGUAGUGCCCACGGACAGGGACCCCUCCUAUCCCCAGGACCUCCCCCGCUCCGUCUCCGUCCAAUGCUCGGAGAUGGUGGCCACCAACACCCGCCACCCCCCCAACUGCUCCCGCUCCCACCUGGAGGCCCUCCUCCUCUCCUUUCAAGAACAACAGUUCUUCUCCACCUCCUUUUCCUCCUUCCCUCGCUCCUCCACCUCCUUCCCGGUGAUCCACCCCGUUUUCCAGCGCCAUGCGCAUGAGCAGGACACUGUGUUGCACAAUGUGUAUAAAGGGUUGGUGUCGCCCUCGUUGGGCGUGGAUGCCCUCAAAAUGCCAGCUGCCACAGACUUGUGGGCGGUUCAUUUUGCCCAGUUCUGGGUGGACUACGAGGGGAAGGGGCGGCCCCAGCCCUUCGUUGACUCCUUCCCCCUCACUCUGUGGGCGUGCCAGCCGGUCAGACAUGCCCAGCACCAGGAGCGGCUAAUGGGCGGGGCUACGAGAGGGCAGAGAACGCCCCUUUCUGCAGCUGCAGGCCUGGCCAGGAGCGAGCCUGUGGAUACCGUUGGACAUCUGCAGAGGAAGAGGCUUUUGAAGGAGUACUAUAGUACUGUUACGGACGCCACGGCAACAGAGGCCUCCCUGCCGCCUAGCAACGGGUUUCACAAGCCACUGUCCCUGGACAACAUCCCCCCACCUUCCUCGUCUUCCUCUUCCAGUAAGGAGGCAGACAUGCACAUGUUAGUGCACGUACAAAAGCAUUUGAGUGCUCAGGUGAGCCACAGGCAGUACAUGUUCCUGAUGCGGCUGCAGCGCAGCAUCAAAGCCUUGCAGCACACCCUGCAACAGGACCUGGAGGGGAUGGGCUCCAAACGAGACCAGGCAAAGACCACAUCGGACCCCCCUCCAGACCACCAGCCCUUCAGUGCCUGUGUGGGGAUCCUGCUCAAAAGUGCAGAGGUAGCCCUCCUCUUGAAGCCGGUACCCCAGCCCGAGGGUCCUGGUUCCCCCCUAGGGUCGGAGUUGUCCCCCUCGGAGAGUAGAUGCACCUUGGAGACUGGGAGUGACGGAGGGGAGGGGGGGGAUAGAGGAACCCACGUGGAGGGGGCUGGGGCGAAGGGAAGCUGUACAGUGGACCAGCUUAUGUGCGGGGGAGGGGUAGUGGGUGGGAUAACACAAGGCCCCGACCCUCUCAUCCCUGCCUCUGCCCCCAACCUGAAGGCUUCUCUUGACGAGAGGACAGGGAGAUCAAGUUCAGAGGAGUUGGGAGAGGCUUCCCUGGAGGCCUGGACUGGGGGAGAGGAGCCGGGGACCGGAGUUGAUUGUAAAGCCCAGCAGGGUGAGUCCUCCGGGGCAGACCCCACUCUCUCAGACCCCCUCUCCACCAAAGACUGGAACGAGAAGAACCCUGCGGCCAGAUUGCCUGAGUCUAUGUCCAGGAAAGGCAGUCUGUCAGUGGUUUCUGACCGGCUCAGCUCCUCAAACACCCGGUCCACCUCCCUAUAUUCUAUUUCCAACAUUGGGCGUCUGAUGAGGGAGCGUUCCCAGUCCAGUUUCUCAGUGUCCUAUAAGAACAUGAAGAAGACUCCGUCUCUGCAGUCCUUGGACAACCUCUCCAUAGACAGCUACCUGAUGGAGGAUGGAGACACAGACACAUACAGCCUGCUGGAGAGGGAUGACGUGUCCAUCUCAGGGUUUAAGGAUGUGGUGAGGGAGCAGAGUGCCACAGAAAUUGCCAAGGAGGCAGCAGCAGUAGCGGCCAUGGGCACAGGGGAGCAGGACUGUGCUGGCUCACCAGAUACUGUUAGUGCCACCUCCCAGAGCAUCGACGAACCUACCAAAGACAUGGUGUCGGUGCUGGUGCUGAAGGUGCAGUGUGUGUGUGGGGGGAUGGAAGUGCGAGGGGAGAGCACGGCUGUGUCUCUGGAGGUGGGCUGCGUCAGACCCACACAGCUGGGAAACGUCAGCCUCCGACAAUACCUCAGCAACCGCAGCCUGGGUGGUGGUCUGGAGGCCAAUUCAGACGGGACCACCCAUCUCCCGGAGGUCAGGGCUCGGCUGGAGAGCGGGCCCUGUGCUGCCACCCACUCCCCCCUGGCCGAGACCAACGGUUUCCUCCAGCUGCGUGUCCAUGGCUACCGGGCCAGCUUCCUCAUGUCGUCGCUAAGGAACCUGGCUCACUUCCUGGAGGAUGACUCCGCCCCCCAGGUCCUCCCGAUGGAGAUCAGCGUCAGGGACACACACAUCGACCUGAAGGAUGAUGGUCUCCGUGACAACCCGUCUGACCCUGAUACCACCCCCAUCACCCUGCACAUCUCCAACCUGCUCAUCCACAGGACAGACGAUGGAGCCUUCUCUAUAGGGGUGGAAAAUGUGUCUGAGGCGGGGCCUAAGAAAGAAGUCCAAUUGAUUGACAGUGGUCUGUCUCCAGUCCCUGAGAGUGUGGUCAGCAGCACUCUCAAGGGCACACAGACCCCCGGCCCUCCUAGCCCUAGCACAGCCCCCUCCAACAAAGAACAGCUGCUGAUAGAGGAGAACGAGUGUUUGAAACUGGAGCUCUCCAAAGCCAAGAUGGCUCUAGCUGAGGCCCAAAUGGAGAAGGACUCCCUGUUACACCGCAUGAAGAGUCUCAAAGUGAGCAACAGCUAGGGUAGGCCACCAGAGGCCCAGUGACCACCAGUCUGUAGUGCUGCAUAUCACCACAGGGGGGAAGCAGAGAGGAGAGAGGGGUGCUGGAUACUGGAGCUACUUGAUGUAGCAUCACACAAGUAUUAUUCAAGCAUCAGCCAGGUCAUUCAAGCCUGUUCUUAUGAAGAACUGGUCACCUAAGAACUAGACCACACACACAAAGUCCAUGAAGUCUACUCCUUAACACACACACACACACAUGCAGUCCCUAAACCAGAGAAGGGGUCUACUUUUUAACUUCAGCCUACCUACCACCCUCACUGGAGAGUGGACAGUGUUAAGACUUUCAUCCCCUCCUCGAUACAGUGCUGCCUGUCAUCCCUGGGCUGGGACUAGGACUGCAGUACACAUGCUUGUUUUACGUGAUUGUUGUGCUCCCCGAAUCGAUACCUUCUAUAUGUAAUAUGACCUUUGAUGGGAGUGGCUUGCCUGGGUGGGGUGAGACACUGAAUGUCAUAUCUUUGGAGGAAUGUCUUAAAAAUAGACUUAUUUUGCACUGCGCUGAAACCGAACAUGUAAUUUGGUGCUUAUGGAAAAAAAUGUAUCUAGCGCUGAACCAAUUGUAUUUGGUGUGUGUAUGGUAAUGUACUUAUGAUGGGCAAAGCGUACACAAUGUUUUCUACAGAAUUCUGAAUGGUUGUGCAGUGUGUUCAACAUGUAUUUGUCAUGCAACUAAAACAAGCAUUUCAUUUAAUUGAAAAGGAAAAUAUACAAUUAUAUAUUUUCACAUGUACUUUUCUUCCAUUCCAUCUAGUUGAUGUCUACAAUGCCCAUAAUGUCCCACUGCACUGUUUAUUCCCCCCUAUUUUUCUACAUGUAAAUAGCUAGUUGUGUGUCCAGCACUUUUGAACUACAUUCACUGUAAAUACGAUCCCUGUAUGAAAGCAUCAUCCAAUCCGGUUGAGAAUACUAUCCUGUCAUCUCUCGAUUAUCCAAUGAGUGGAAAGAACACUAAUAUGGAGAGCUAUUACCAUCUCUUUUCUCCUAUGAGGAUAAAGCCUGGGGUGUAUUCAUUAUUUGGAUUCCUUUACAAAAUGUAUUUUCUGUUCAAAACGUUUUGCAACUAAAAACAUUUACUCCGACGAUCAGGUUUUAAGGGGAAAUGGAAAGAGCCUGUGAUGCGACUUCCACUUUUUGACAUUAACAAGGUGACGCUCCAUCUUCUCCUCUACAUGUACUGGAUUGGUUGAAUGUUGCGGAAGAAAACCUCCCUGACCCCCCCUUCUCGUCAAGAUUUGUUGUAAAGGAUCCAGUUUCAGGUGUUUAUUUUACGCCUGCUACGUUAGGUAACUCCUCCCAGUGCAGGAGGGGAACACAGGCAUGUGUUUUUCUGUGCGUGCAUUCUAUAUUUGCAUAAUUAUACACGUGUAGUUUUCAACCACGUGACGUCGUGCCCAUAUCUGCUGCACCAUGCUUGUCUGUUGGGGAAGCCUUGGAGUGUUGUAGAAUAGAGCUGUAUUUCCCCUUUGGAGCAUGCUUUUGGCUCACACAGAGUUCAGUCAGAAGGCAGUUCUGUCUGAAGCAUCACGUCUCACACAGGGACAUUUCCAGUAGUAGUAUGAGAUUUGCUGACGUAUUACAAUGGCUUGCCUCUCUUUAAAGGUGUAGUCUGCAGGUUCUCUGUCCCGUAUGGCAAUGAGAUCAAGUAAAAACACAACUACCCUAAAACAAAACCGAAGAAGGUGAAGGUAGUUCUGUUUACACCAACGAUGGCAACUGGUCUUUCUUUGGUUUUCACUGGCAGGCUCACUCGAAUGACCCCAUCCUAGUCCUUCAAAAAGGGCAGUUUGGGAAUACAUACUUUUUCUACGUUAAAGUCCUUAACAAUCCAAAUGGUGGACCUAGCUCAGCCUAGGCCUAGUUCAGUCCAGCUGAAUGUCUUUCCAAGCUGCGCUGUCUGCGCUCUGCCUUGAUACGAUGCACUGACAAAACUUGAAUGGCUGGUAGGAUUUGAAUGCUUGAUUGUACUUUAAAGGCUGCCCUCCCCGGAGUUAACUUACUCAUCCACUUCCUGGUCCAAACGGACCCGCCCCCUCAUUACAAUAGCUCCUCCCUUGACCUGCUCAGCCGCUCCUCUCCUGGGAGCUCCGCCUCCUGAGAACCUGUGUACAAAAAGAAAAUGAUUUGUAAUAUUUGUCUGUCAAAGCUGCUGAGCUACUGAUGAAAAUAAAAAGGUAUCCAAUCAAAAAUGUC